Acytostelium subglobosum LB1 is the source of this 171-nucleotide messenger RNA. RefSeq lists its product as hypothetical. Lineage: Eukaryota; Evosea; Eumycetozoa; Acytosteliales; Acytosteliaceae. The transcript has a single exon. The record is from RefSeq and is a predicted model, not a curated record. The coding region runs from base 1 to 171 and encodes 56 amino acids.
AUGUCAUUAUUCAAAGAGUACUAUUGGGACGAGAACUCAGAGUUCAGAGAGCGUCACAAAGCAUACAUCAAACAAAAGGUAAGAUGCGAGUGCGGCUUCGAGGUCGGUCGCACCAAUCUCAGUCGACACAAGCAAGGCUACAUCCACAAGCAGUUGAUGGCCAACAAAUAG